AUGUAUAUCGAGCGCUGGCAAAAGCAGCACGGAAAGCGUCUUGACCACGACGAGCGAGUCCGCAAGCGCCAAGCCCGUGAAGCCCAUCAGCAGUCCAAGGAUGCCCAGAACUUGCGUGGUCUGAGGGCCAAGCUGUACCAGCAGAAGCGCCAUGCCGAGAAGAUCCAGAUGAGGAAGCGCAUCAAGGCGCAGGAGGAGAAGAAUGUCAAGUCUUCCGCGCCCGACGAACCAUCCAAGACGCCUUUGCCACAGUAUCUGCUCGACCGUUCCCAGGCCACCAAUGCCAAGGCACUUUCUAGCGCUAUCAAGGAUAAGCGUAAGGAACAGGCCGCCAAGUUUGCGGUGCCUCUGCCUAAGGUCAAGGGUAUCAGUGAGGAGGAGAUGUUCAAGGUUGUCAACACCGGAAAGAAGACGCAUAAGAAGUCCUGGAAGAGAAUGAUCACGAAGCCCACUUUCGUCGGCAAUGACUUCACCAGAGUUAACCCCAAGCGUGAACGUUUCAUCAGACCUAUGGGUUUGCGUUACAAGAAGGCGAACGUUACACACCCCGAGCUGGGAGUCACUGUUCAACUACCCAUUAUUUCGGUUAAGAAGAACCCCCAGAACCCAUUGUACACUUCUCUGGGUGUUUUGACCAAGGGAACGAUUGUCGAAGUGAACGUUUCAGAACUAGGCCUGGUAACAACCAGUGGACGUGUCGUAUGGGGUAAAUACGCACAGAUCAGUAACAACCCUGAAAACGACGGAUGCGUCAAUGCUGUUCUCCUCGUUUAA
Messenger RNA from Aspergillus oryzae RIB40, 774 nucleotides. Its product is annotated as rRNA-processing protein NSA2. Bases 1 to 774 code for a protein of 257 amino acids. The transcript is spliced from 6 exons. Gene Ontology annotation, biological process: maturation of LSU-rRNA; maturation of 5.8S rRNA. The record is from RefSeq and is a predicted model, not a curated record. Gene Ontology annotation, cellular component: nucleolus; preribosome, large subunit precursor. NCBI's taxonomy places the organism in Eukaryota, Fungi, Ascomycota, Eurotiomycetes, Eurotiales, Aspergillaceae.